Haemonchus placei is the source of this 462-nucleotide messenger RNA. Lineage: Eukaryota; Metazoa; Nematoda; Chromadorea; Rhabditida; Trichostrongylidae. The record is from the annotation of a GenBank genome assembly.
CAGUACAGCCCUAGCUUCGAGCUCACCGCUAUUUCAUCCGCGUCUAGAUGUUCUUCCGAACCUAUCCAAGGUCAACCCUACGCUCUAAUGGUGGAAAACAUGUACAUGGUGCCAAAAAGUGAAGCCCAGAACCCCGAAGAAGCAAUUAUUGUGGCUAUAAAACAUUGGUGGAGUCAAAUAAGAGUGGUUGGCGGUAUCGAAGACCUAACAUUUACUGUAAGUGACGCAAACAGCCCUAUCUCCUGGUUCACCAGGAUGGCCUGGGCAACCACCCAACAAUUCGGAUGUGGAGUCUUUUCAUGUGAAAAUAACCAGUGGUCCGCUGUGUGUCACUACUCACCCGGAGGAAAUAGGUUCAAUGAACAGAUCUAUGAGAAAGGAACGCCGUGUUCUGCUUGCCCCACUGCCUACAACACCUGCAACACCGACAAGCUAUGUGCUCCUCCUGGUACAGCGACAUAA